Messenger RNA from Talaromyces stipitatus ATCC 10500, 1857 nucleotides. Its product is annotated as leukotriene A4 hydrolase. The record is from RefSeq and is a predicted model, not a curated record. Gene Ontology annotation, cellular component: cytosol. The coding region runs from base 1 to 1857 and encodes 618 amino acids. Gene Ontology annotation, biological process: proteolysis. Gene Ontology annotation, molecular function: epoxide hydrolase activity; zinc ion binding; aminopeptidase activity. The transcript is spliced from 9 exons. NCBI's taxonomy places the organism in Eukaryota, Fungi, Ascomycota, Eurotiomycetes, Eurotiales, Trichocomaceae.
AUGGCAGCAACGACUUCCUCUUCCAUCGAGUCUAUCCAGCGCCCUCGUGACCCCAACACGUUGAGCAACUACACAGCCUGGCGAUCUCGGCACGUCACAGCGAACUUUGAGAUUGAUUUUGACAACAAGAGACUCGCCGGAAACGUGAUUCAUCAAUUGCUUUCCAAGACGCAAGCCGAGACAAAGGAGAUCCUCCUUGAUACAAGCUUUCUUGAUAUUUCGCAAGUGAAAGUGGAUGGCAAAACGGCGCAGUGGGAGUUGUUACCGCGCUUCGAACCGUAUGGAAGUGCUUUGAAGGUUGUGCUUGAGAAGGGUGUCGAGGAAGGUGCUACUGUGGAACUUGACAUUUCUCUCAAGACCACCGAGAAAUGCACUGCGCUUCAAUGGUUGGCGGAAGCUCAAACAUCAAACAGGAAGCAUCCUUACAUGUUCUCUCAAUGCCAGGCUAUCCACGCUCGCUCCAUCUUUCCCUGCCAGGAUACCCCCGAUGUGAAAACUACAUUCGACUUUAAUAUUAAGUCUCCAUUCCCCGUUGUUGCUAGUGGAUUACCUGUACGAGAGGACAGUGCAAAGGGAAACAACCUCUACAAGUUCAAGCAGAAUGUCCCAAUUCCUAGCUAUCUCUUUGCCGUGGCAAGUGGAGACUUGACAGAAGCACCCGUCGGUCCUAGAAGCGUGGUUGUGUCCAGCCCUGAUAAAAUUGAUGACUGCAAAUGGGAACUCGAAGCGCAUACCGAGAAAUUCAUCGAAGCUAUCGAGAGAAUAGUAUAUCCCUAUGCAUGGGGCGAGUACAACAUCCUCAUUCUUCCUCCCAGCUUCCCAUACGGAGGAAUGGAGAACCCGAUUUAUACGUUUGCGACUCCAAGUUUGAUAUCAAAGGAUCGAGAAAAUGUAGAUGUCAUUGCUCAUGAAUUGGCUCAUAGCUGGAGUGGGAACCUCGUCACAAAUGCGUCUUGGGAGCAUUUCUGGCUGAAUGAAGGUUGGACUACCUAUUUGGAGCGUAGGGUGAGGAUGACACACGGUGAACCACACCGACAUUUUUCAGCUAUUAUCGGCUGGGACGGACUCAAGGAGUCCGUUGAAGAAUUCGGCAAGGACAAUGAAUUCACAAAGCUAGUCAUUGAUUUGAAAGGAAAAGACCCCGAUGACGCUUUCUCCAAAGUUCCUUACGAAAAGGGAUUCACAUUCUUGUUCUACCUUGAGAAUCUCUUGACCAAAGAAGUUUUUGAUCGAUUUAUCCCACACUAUUUCUCCAUCUUCAAGGAGAAAUCCCUCGACUCCUACGACUUCAAAGCAACAAUCCUAGACUUCUUCUCCAAUGACCCCGUAGCAUCCAAACGUCUCAGCGAAGUCGACUGGGAAUCAUGGUUCUACUCUCCCGGCCUCCCACCCAAACCAGAUUUCGACACCUCCCUCGUCGACAUCGUCUACGAAUUAGCCGAUAAAUGGAAGUUCCUUGGGUCUUCCUCAUCAACGUUCACCCCAUCGAAGGAAGACGUCAAGAGUUUAAGCGCAAACCAAUUCAUCGUCUUCCUUGAACGGGUCACUCUCUUUGAAGAUCCUCCACUAAGCUCAGACUCAUUCCGUCUUAUGGGUCAGGUUUAUGGAUUCUCAGAAAGCUCGAAUAUUGAAGUCACCAACCUCUAUUUCAGACUGGGUCUGAAGAUUGGUGAUAGAACGGCUAUUGGGCCUACCGUUAAGCUUUUGGGCGAGAUUGGAAGGAUGAAGUUCGUUCGACCAUUGUUCCGCGCUCUUAAGAAAAUUGAUCGCCAGGUUGCCGUGGAAACUUUUGAAAAGCAUAAAGACUUCUACCAUCCUAUUUGUCGUGGAUUGGUUGAAAAGGAUCUCGCCAAAUAG